Molecule: messenger RNA, 1191 nt
Organism: Poecilia latipinna (sailfin molly)
Lineage: Eukaryota; Metazoa; Chordata; Actinopteri; Cyprinodontiformes; Poeciliidae
Product: excitatory amino acid transporter 3-like
Exons: 8
Coding region: 36-989 (317 amino acids)
Biological process (GO): L-glutamate transmembrane transport
Cellular component (GO): plasma membrane
Molecular function (GO): neutral L-amino acid transmembrane transporter activity; glutamate:sodium symporter activity; L-glutamate transmembrane transporter activity
Source: RefSeq, a predicted model, not a curated record
UGAAACUAGUAGGCAGGUAUGUUGAAGGACCCAACAUGUUAGGACUGGUCAUCUGGUCAUUCGCCAUCGGUAUCCUGUUAAACAGGGUGGGACAGGAGGCAAGAAUCACUGUGGAGGCCAUUCAAUGCCUCAACGAUGCCAUAAAAAUCAUAGUCAACUGGAUUUUGUGGUACUUGCCAAUCGGAGUUAUGUUCCUGAUCACAGAACAUGUGUUGGGGAUUACAGACUGGCGCGCUGUCCUUAAGCUCACAAAGCUCGUAGGAGUGGUUUUUGCAGGGUUAGCAAUCCAAGCCUUCGUUCUUUUCCCCGUGAUUUACUUCAUUCUCACCAGACGGAACCCUUUUCUUAUCUUCAAGCACAUCUCUAGGGCUUUGACGACAGCAUUUAUCAUUGCAUCCAGUGCCGCCACUCUGCCUGUCACCUUGCAAUGCUGUGAAGAGAACGUGAAGGUUGAUAAGAAACUCUGCCGCCUUAUGUUGCCCAUCGUCACCAGCAUCAAUAGGACUGGAAUGGCAUUCUAUGAAGUGGUCGCUGUCGUCUUUAUUGCCCAGCUUAAUGACAUCACGCUGGAAGUCGGCCAGAUCAUCGCCAUUGGCUUGUCUAGUGCCAUUGUCACCUUUGGAAGUGCAGGGAUCCCAGUAACAGGAGCUGUGACCACGAUCCUGAUUCUGACAGCUGUGGGACUGCCUGCAGAGGAUGCUGCCAUUCUGGUUGGGGUGGAGUGGAUUCUAGACCAUUUCAUCACCGUGGUGAAUGUGCUGGCAAAUGUCUUUGGUGUUGCUAUCACCAACCAUGUGUGGCAUGACGACCUAAUAAGCCUGGACAAAAUACCAAGCCUCGAUGAGGCUCAUCCCACUAAGGAUAUCGAGCUGGACUUAUCCUUUUUGGAAUCUGAUGAAGAGUUCAUCCCCCCCGUUUCCGCCUCUCCUACAAGAUCCAAUUCACCCCGAAGAGGGUAUCAUCGCAACAUCGUAACACCAACAAGCUGAAACCUCUGGACAGGGAUGUCACCAUCCUGAGACAACAGAAAUAUUUCUCCAGUGUUUCCUCACUAAUCAACAUGAGCUGCCACAGAGUCUCUCAUUUUUUCCCAUUUACUGGUUAAUUGAAUCCACCGUUGUCUUCUUGAUGGUAACAGCUGUGCCUUGCUGUCUGAUUAUGCUCCGUAGGUAUUUAGUCUUUCGUUUCUUA